Molecule: messenger RNA, 8177 nt
Organism: Amoebophrya sp. A25
Lineage: Eukaryota; Dinophyceae; Syndiniales; Amoebophryaceae
Source: the annotation of a GenBank genome assembly
UUCGGUUUCUGUAGUUUCACAAUCACUACCUUGAUGUUGACUAAUGAUGAUCAUGAAGAUAGUGAUAUUGGUAAAUCAAAAUUAACUUGACGAGCCUACAGGACCAUGAUGACUCACGAGGCUACGACGUGAGGAAAAGCAGUGAGGCGAACUGCGUGGCAGUGAAGGAGCUUCAGGACCAUUUCAGCUCUUUCUAGGAUCCGCUACGCGUAGGAAAAUGACUCGUUUUCUGUCAGUCACGUCCUAUUGCCUCUUUGGAGGUAUCAGUGGAAGCCGAGUGACAGGUGGCGUACAACGACGGACUACACCUCCUUCUACAAGGUCAACAUCUCCGCACCACAGCAGGGCUGCAUCCUCCUCAUCAUGGAGCAUGUUGGAAGCGGGUAGAAAAGCAUCUAGUGCAAAUACUUUAUCCCAUGGUGUCAGUUCCUCAUCUGCUAGCAAAUCUUCUUCUUCAACAAGUGCCACUAGUAGAAAUAGUGCUACCAGUGGCACAGGAUCUUCAGAAGCCUCCUCUUCUUCAAGAACUUCAAGUGUAGAAACCCUCCUCGUAGAACAACAAUACCAAGCAGCUACAACAAGGAUCAGUGGUGAUGUUGCACCAGAUCAUCCUGGGGGGACACUGUCGAAUAUCAAAGUUCCAACUGUACCUCCAUGGCGCGGUCCUCAAGACGCUACUGAAGACGCUGUCUGGAUCGAGCGGGCAAUUCAAGAAUAUCACCAGGAAUUAUGACUUCUAGUAGAAUACUACUUAUCCAUUUCCAUCGUUAUUUUCGUUAUAUGUUAGCAGAGGAUGAGUGUACUUCAACAUGUUUCUACUUAUUUCAACGUGAAAACGACAUCAACGAGGUAGUGGAAUUGUUGUUCAGAUUAUCAUGAUGAGCGAUUGUCUCUGUCAUGUUGUAAGUUUUCCUUUUCGCGACUCCCACUUCAUCUAAUGCAAGUCAAGUUGGAAAAACCAGCGGCACCGACGACUUCGAUUGCCAGUGUGGUGGGUGGCUCUGCUCCGACAGCGCCUAUUCUUGCAAAUGUUAUAGGAGGUUCCACUGAUGCUCCUCCAGUGGCUCUCAUAUCCAAAGAUGAGAAGAGAAACGAGGCAGAUGUUGAUUAUGUUGUUGAUAUUUCUCUUAUUAAAUAAACGAGUUGAACUCAUCUCAUCCUCAUGUGAUGAAUCUUGCUCUUCAACAUCGAUCUUGUUUUUUUUUAAGCUAAAGUACAAAUUAAGUACCAACUUGAGCUGUUGAUACUAACUCCUGAAGGCUUCCGACAGCGCAUCGACGGAUGUCGAGUACGCUUCUGCUGUCGAAUCUCUGAGAAAGAAGAAUGAUGAGGAAGGCGUUUUUUUAUUUUAUGGCUUCAAGAGAUUUUCAUCCUCGUCCUGAUUUGAUUGACAGGAUUAGUGAGAAUGUCGCACUAUGAAAUUAUAAAUACUGAUCAAGAUAAACUUUCUGGGAAAAUAUCUUCCGUCCCCCACGUGUCUACUUUAGAUCCGUGCAGCUCCCAUCCCUCCUUCUAGUUCUACCUGUCCUCUUUCCGAAGAGCUCCUCUAGGCACACAAACGCGCAUCUUUUGCGCAUAGACCAGCUGGCUCCACCGACGUCCCUCACUUUCUCCUCUAACUCUUCUCUUUCUGGACAAGUUUAGGGACACAGAGAAGAAUCGAACCCAUGAUGGAUACUUGGAUGCGCAAGAUUGGUCCGAGGCAAGCUGUAAUGAUCACAUCAGCAUUUCCUUCACAUUAAGGCUCUAGAUGUCUACGGGUAAAUAAGGUGCUAAUUAUGCUACCGCAUUAAGGCUUCUAUGUAUUGAUCUACAGAUUGGUAAGUCUGGUGAAAUUCGCCAAUUAUUUUCUUCACUGAAUGUGAUACAUACUCUUACUCACUGCGUUUACCCAGUCGUGCAGACUUGUUUUACAUCUAUCGCCGGUACCUACUCAGGUUAAUUAAGUACUCGUAGUGCUGAAGGCGUUAGUUACAAGAAGGCUCGUCCCCAGCUGCAGGCGUCGUAUGGUCUCCAUUUGUUCAUCACUGCUAGAGUGUGAGUGAGCCGAUUUUCGGCCUAAGUAAGUACUUAGGUCAUCUCUAAUGACGACAAGAAGAGAACAGGAGGCUCAUUAGAGAAAAGCGUAAAGCAGGCAAAUUGCCACAUCGGGUAUACUAUGGCAUAGAUUCUUACGCGAUGACGUGACAACAUGAACAUUCGAUGCGUAAGUGUAAUUUUGGAUGUGCGAAGUCCACAUAAUUCUCCCUUGGAGGCUUGCACUAUACUAUCUUGAUUUCUUCUGCUGGUGGUCAGAAUUUUCGAGCUAACUUUUAUGAAUUUCAUGUAUGAUUAUGAUAAUCUAUUAGUAUUGUGUAUGAUAUUUUUUUUUAUCUAUUAUGAUCAAGAUCAUGUUGACCUACUCACCAACACGACCACCAGGUCUUCGCUCCUCUGGCUGGCCACUGCCAGCCACGAUUGCGUCGACGAUUGAACUAUACGUCUCUGACCUACAACGACAUGGCGUUCUAUGCUAUCCGGAAUAGUAUCCAGAUGUGCGCACUUCCUUUUGCGGUACAAGUCGCUUCCCGGAUUCCGAACCUUCAGUUUCUAGCCAGUUGCGAAGACGAUCAUUACUUACGGCUUGUCCUCGGGUUGUAUGUCUCACUCUCUGCGCGCUCUCUCAUUCUGGAUGACCAAAAUAAACUCGUACUUCUCAUAAACCGAGUAGGAGCACCAGUAGUAUCUACAAGUAUCACUUCAUACGAAUGAUUUUGUAGAGCACUUGUAUCACACGAAUGAGAUUGUUGAAGUUGCCGUGCUCGCAAUUACCUCCUAUCGCACUGACUCCUCCUCUAAAGUUCGUUCUCCCACAGGCUUUUCAGCUUCGAGUGGAGAACACCUUUUCCACGCCUUACCGUCACGAACACACUUUGAACAAGUUUCUGCCUAUUGGAUUUGAUGCGGGAACUAGGAUUAUGUCGUGUUGCAGUAGAAGUGAAUGCAAAUCAUAAGAUUACGCCAUAGAAGAAGAUUUUCUCAGCAAUCAACGAUAUUAAAUCCACGAAAUUGAUUGCACUUCUUGUUGUAGUUGUACGUGGAAGUAGAGAGGUUAUGCCAAAUCUAAUCUUGAGGCCUUGCUUCUCUUGCAGGAAGGAGAGAUGGAAAAGCAGCUGAAGAGCUAUCGAGCUGGCCGCUUUGGUGACUACGCGCACUACCUGCAAGACCCAGAUGUGGACUUGUUUAAGGCUAGUGCAUCGCUCCCCAUGGUUCUAAUCCACCCAAUCACUAGAUCCUAACGCUAGACUUACUAGAUUCUAAUCCACCCGAUUUUGGCAUAGCCGGGUUGGACGACACACAGCGCCGUUUGGUCAACACACGCAUGAUGGGCGCAAAGGAAGCUUCCGCGUUUCAGAAUAUUGACGAAGAUUUGUUCUUAUGGUGGAAUCAGAUAGUGUUAGUCAUAGUUGUGACAGUGAGUGGCCGCUUACUAAUGCUAUGUAGGAUGCUCCUUAUUUUUGUUUCAGUCUGGUAGUCGUAGUUUCGAAGCAUAUUGAUGCCACUUGUCCUAGUACCUAUUCAUUAAGAAUCGCGUUCUUAGAUUUCCUAUUCGAUGUCGAUUGUUGGACUUAUUUUCUAAGACACUACAACGCGGACCAGAACUCUUUUCAACGUCAGACGAGAGCGAGACCUACGCCCUCGAUGGAUUUAGUCUUCGUGGAGACCGAGGAUGCGGACGUAAAAACUACUUCAAAUAAUACGCACGUCUUCAACGUGGUAUCCAAAACAUCGUCAAAAUCGUCAAGGAAGAAGAAGGAGAAAGAGAAACUAGCAUCGAAAAAACAAGAGGAAGAGAAGGAGAAAAUACCAACUGAGGAGAAGCAAAACAUUAAGGUUCUCGUUCCUAACUCAUCUUACCCAUACCCUGCAAGCAUGAUCAAAGUCUAAGUGUCUUCCUUGAAUCAAUUAUACUUCCAAAGAGAACAACAAGAAAGAUGCAUCAGGCGAAAGUUGAAUACUGUUACUGAACACGAUUCCUAAGUAGAGCAAUCUAUUGGAGCGUGAGCGUUCGGAGUCUUUGGUGUUUGGCGGAGCAUCACGCUUGUCGCAAGACCCUAUGAUCAUGGGAAAAUGGACGAAUGAGGGCUGUCUUGGCGGAGUUUGCGGGCCGCUUGGUGUUGUUUUUAACGUUAAGGCAUUUGUUGUUUGAAGAUGGUGAAGUCGUAUCAAGUUCUAGUAGAGAGUGCAACAGCACCUGCUCUUCUUCUAACAUCACACCCGCUGUGCGCUUGUUGGGUGCUACCUUUUCAUACGAGCGAAUGCUUUCGCGCGUCGGCCGUUGGGUUGAUCCUGCAGCGGCUCCCAAAGCAAAACCCGUUACUAGCUUCUUAUCUUUGUCAACAUCGUCUGAUGCCAACAUCGAUGACAUCAAACAAGCGCCUGUACUAUCUGAAUCAUCUUCACAAGGAGCGGCAAAUCUGGACGAGCAAGAACUGUCGUUGCAACUCGUGUCACAGCACACAGCAGAGACCGAAGGUUGGCACGUCCAUCAUGAGCCUUCACUCGUAUCCAAAUCUCAAAACGAGCUGCCGGGAACUACCUGGAAAACCGAGAAAAUGACUGGAGCGAUUGGCAGUCCCGUGCAAGGAUCCACCUCUGCCUUAUGAGCAGCAUUUCAGCGACUUCACAGUCUCAUGAACUUUCACUUUCUUGUUUAGCUUUAAAUUUAUUGUGAUAUAAAAUGAUCAUCUACUUACAAAUGAAGCGACCUGCUUUUGUUUAAUUUAAUCAGCCCGUUUGGCGUUUGUACCUGCCAAGUGAUCUACUUCUAAGAAAACAACAAAGCCAAUUGGCUCAGUCGCGGGUACACCCUGUACCUUUGCCUCAGCAGAAGCCUGCUUUGCCGCAGCAGGUACUACCUCAGGGAUCUUCUGGCUUGGUACCGCAGCACGUAUUUUCAUCGUCUGCAGCACUGUCACAGCAGCCAUCUGCUUUUGUACCACAAGCACAACCAUCUUCCGUUCUCGUGCCACAGUCCCCUGCUGUUCUAGUGCCACAAGCUGUUUCUCCAGGCAUGCCACAGGCCUCUCCUGCAGCUGCACCACCGCGAGCAUUUCCUACGGGUGGCGCGCCACAAGCACCUCCCAGAGGUGUCGCGCCACAAGCACUAGUUCCAGAAGCUACAUCAGGAACACUUGUAGUAGGUCAAAAAUCGAACGUCACUCCCGCUUCACAAAUGGCAAAUACUGGAGCUGGUGCUGGUGUUCCAUCAUCUCCUGGGGUUCCUCCUGCUCUUUCCGCACAAGCGCGUGCUGGUGUUCCAUCAUCUCCUGGGGUUCCUCCUGCUCUUCCCGCACAGGCGCGUACGGUAGGAUUUAUAGCUUCCUCUAAUGCUCAAUCGAAAGCUGUUGUGCCUCAGACAUCAUCCUCGAACGCAGAAGUAGCUACUCCGCUACUUACAGCUACUUCAACAUCCCAACUAGGAGCGCCAGGCGUACAACAGGAGUCCCCGGGAGGCGUACAACAGUCCUCGGGCGGCGUUCAUCUAUUAUCGGAGAACAGAUUAGCAUUAGGAACCGGAUGGCACCAUGGUAACGUGGACAAGGGUGCUCAUGUCGUGGCACAGCCGCAAAUAGCUCCUCAACGAGCACCAGCAGCACAAGCUCAUCUUCACCCAUUACAAGCCUCCUCUUCAUUGGCAAAUACUAAUAUGAAGAACAUGAAGAAGAAGAUAGGACCACUAGCACCAGCUUCGGAGACUCAGUCCCACCAGUCCUCUCAAAAUCCAGAGAAAACAGUCCCAGUACAAGAGUCGAAGCAACAACAGCCAAAGGAGAUAGAGCAGGCUCAGCAGGUGCACCCUCAGUCUAAGCAGCAGGCAAAAAAGACACAGGCACAACCUCAACAUCAAAAAGCGAAGCAAUCAAAAUUUUCUAAGGUAAAGCCGCAACAAAAGCAAGACAAGAAGCAAAGAGAGCCAGCCAAAGAGCAGAAGCAAGCCCAACAGCCGAAGCAAGUUUAAGGCUCUUUCCGAAUUGGAUAUCUGAGUUUGAGAUCUAACUAAGAUUGAUGUUGUGAUGUACAACUUCUUGCACAGAUACUGAUACGAUACUGUAUAUUAGCCUCCCAUACCCGGCAACUAAAAGUUUAUCAAAGUAAAAGCGUGAACCUGGCUAACAUCGGGUUAACAUUAAGUACCUCACAGAUAUGACAUUAGCUCUAGUAGCCCAGUCACCAGAUCUAGUUGUACAUGUUCCUCUUUCAUCUUGAGAAGCAUAGGUGUUAUGAAAGCAAUCCACUUCUAACAAAUGCAAGAACCUAACAAAUCUCUUCAAACGGAUGAAAAGAAGGGGCCGGGAAAGCAAGGACAGCCACAAAAUCAGUCACAGAAGCAGUCACAGCCGCAAAAGCAGUCAUCACAGCCAGAGAAGCAGUCAUCACAGCCACAAGAGCAGGCGCAAAAGCAAGUACAACAACAAGUAGACGAACUACCACGACUAAAGAUUGGCCAGUUUGGUAUCCAUUCAGUACUUGGAUGGAUGAUGAAAGACCUUGCGAGAGCCCAUCUGGUGCGUUUGCUAGAGCAACCUUUAAGGGAAGGGUUUACGUUUACUCAUCUCUCUUAGUCCCACAUCCAGAUCGAUAAUUAGUUCAAUGUCAAACAUCCCCACGCUUGGUAGUUCGUUCUUGGUAGGUAUAGAUUUUUGUAAGCUUGCUUAUUAAGUUUUUCGAAUAUAAUGCAUGAUAUCGGGAUUCUACUUCUACUUGUAGCACGAUAUUAUUCAAGUUUGAACCGUUUGGGAAUUUGAGACGACCUCUAAAAGCAGCGUUGUUUGCGGAAUGGGCGGGUAGUCGUUCAUCUGUCGCAAGCACUGCGAAAAAGCUACCGAACGAAAAAACUGUCAUCUUUAUGAAAUUUUGAUGACAACCACCACUAGAUCUAGAUUUUUGAUAACUACUAGUUGUACAACUAAGGUACUAGGAUGAUCACAGACUCAGACAUGUUGUAGUCAGGUAUUUCUUGCUACGCUUUGAAUUACGAGCAAAAUUUUUUCAGUUUUUCAGAUCUUCAUCUCCACUCUUCUUCUCCACUCUUCCUUUUCUCUACCCCUCCCGUUUUCCUUUACGACCUUCCCUUUUCAUACCUCUCCACUACAUCACACCGCGAACCAAGGAGGCACCAAAGAUCUUUGAUGCUUACGCGCUAGACGAAUUAGUGGGGGAUCACAUGGCCAAGAAUCUCCCUGCUCCAAAAGGAAAUGCGAAUGCGCGAUGAAGAUUAUAGGGAGGAGAGAUAAUGAGUAAUACGGAGUACGAGUAGUAGUACAAGUAUAUUAGUAGUUCUAGUUGAUGGAUCAGGAAGAAAAAUAUUAUUAUCGAGUCUGAGCUGUGGUUGAACUUGAAGAAUUUAUGAUUGAAUAUUCUUUGAAGAACAAGAAUAGACUUAAGAAGUUAUGAAUAGUAGUUCUAGGCAGGGGACUUUAAUAAGAAAUACACCAGAAAAUUUGAAGAACCAGAUCGACGAAGGGGACUCCAAGAGUCUUCACAAUUUAGCAUAAUAUGAAUGACGAUGUUGUCAGCAGUAAGAGAGAAAGAGCAUAAUAAAUGAGGAUCUGUGGGAAUGUCGAUAAGAACAUGAAGUGUUGAAAUGAACCAGCAUUGAUGUUUUUAGCAAGACCAUCAACACUUAGACUUAGUUUUUAGGAAAUAUUAUCUAGGAUUAGGUCUACCUCAUGGAUACUCAGUAAUGGUAGCAGUGAAUCUUGGCAUUCUUGAGGAGCGAUUAGCCAUAAUUACAAGAAUGAUAGAGAGCAGAUGAAGAAGGCAUCUUCACACACAAGUGCACAUCAGGACCAGGAAACUAUUUCAUGCUUAGGCGCAGUUAGAGUCAAUUACAGAUUUUGUAUAUUGUGUACAGAUCAUGAACAUAAUGCCCCAUAAUUGGUCUGCUUCACAGACACAGUGAAGUUACUAGGGAUUGACCACCCGUUGUCAUGCUACAGAGAUACGGGGAAGAGUAGUUUGAAGGAAAUGUAUAGGCGUUACACGUGUGGUACUGGAUGAUAUCCUCCACAAGGAUGUGCAUCAUGCCCCAUUGCCAUUGGUCGGCAUUAACAUAAAAGAAAACGAUGAUGGAGAGACAUCCUCUUGACUCACGUAUUCUUGAUUGACUUGAUUGUCUUUGUACUUUUCCACGG